AUGUUCGGCGACGACUUGAGCGACCUCGAGCCUCUCGAUGCCCUCUUCGGCAGCGAGGACGAGGCGAUCGGGUCCCCUGCAGAGAGCGGCGAUGAUGAGGAGGAGGAGCAGGAAGAGGAGGAGGAGGAUCCUGGCGACGCCUCAAGCUUGAACUGCGGAGCUCUGAAGGGCGUGACAAACCUCACGAUCAAGAGGGACAAAGCUGCCAGAGCCCUGCGCAAGCAUGAGCAGCAGAUGCACCAGGUACGGACGCAGCGCGACUCCGCCAACCAGAAGCUGCAGGAUGCAGCCCGGAGCCGCUAUGCUGCCGAGAUGUCCAUUGUCGAGGCGGAGAGGAGCGCCAGCGAGUCGACGCUGGCUCCCAGGGCCACAGCAGUGCCAGGGCAGGGCAAGUUUCAGAAGGGGAACCUGGUCCGGUACAAGCCCGAGCAGACGAGCAUGGGGUACAAGAACGGCAUUUGGACCGUCGAAGGUCUCAUCUACGGGUAUCCGCCCAGCUACCAGCUCUCCCAGAUGAACCGCCCAGCCCUUCGCCAUGCAGACAUGAUAAUUUGUCGUUUCGCCAUGCUGUCCGGGGUUACGUACUUGUCCACCGGCCCGGCUGCCGCAGCCUUGAGCAUAUCGAGCCACAAGUGCCUUGCCAAACUCAGUCUUUGCAGUCCCAACGUGUGCGAAGCCAUGGUGGCUCGUUGCAGCAUCUUCAUCGCCGUGGCGUUGCUUGCCACGGGUGUGGUGCCGCCGGUAGCCAGCACGCGCGUGGAGGAGAGCACCGAUGACAAUGACAAUGCCGCCGCCAUCGUCGCUGGCUCUCGCAUCAAGGAGACGGCCGAGCACGAGAUGGAGCAGGGCCACAGUCACAAGGAGGCAAUCAAGGAGCACGUGCAAGCGAAGUUGACGGGGAAGGCGCUCAAGCCCAACGGGGACGCAUGUUCGAACAAAGAUGAGUGCGACUCCCACUUUUGCUCAGACGGAAAGUGUUCAUGA
Molecule: messenger RNA, 984 nt
Organism: Symbiodinium natans
Lineage: Eukaryota; Dinophyceae; Suessiales; Symbiodiniaceae
Source: the annotation of a GenBank genome assembly